CAGCCCUGCCCGGCCCUGCCCUGCCCGGCCUGCACACACCCUGCCGUGCCCCGUGCCCUGCCGUGGCCGCCAGGGUCAUGCUGCCCCUUACUAACCCUUGUCGCGCCCCGGCCCUUUAAAUCCCCGAGUAACGAGUCUUGAGGGCGUGCGGCAACCCCGAAGGGGCGUGUGUGUGUGUGUGUGUGUGUGUGUGUGUGUGUGUGUGUGUGUGUGCCCUGCCUUGCCCUGCCCUGGGCAGUGCCCGGCGGGUCAGCCAGCGGGGGCGGCGUGCCCCGAGCCGUGUCCUCGGGGGCGGCGUGGGCGGCGGGCGCGGGCGGCGAGGCAUUGUGGGAGGCGCGGCGGCGCGUGCGCGGCGCGGCGGCGGCGGUGUAAUGUCGGAGUCAGCCGUGGCGGGCCGCGCACACCUCCCGCUGCGGGCGAAGCUACGGGCAGGCGAGGCGCGCCGUGUUGUCCUGACGGGGCGGGCGUGAGGCAGCGGCGCGGCGGCACAGCGGCAGCAGCAGACCCGGAACAGGCCGCGGCAGCAGCAGGGGGCGGCGCGCCCGUGCGUCCAUGGUGGAGGUGCAGGCGGCGGCGGGCCGAGUGUCGUGCUGACAAUUGUUGCUUCGCGUGAAACAGGUGGUGGCGGCGGGGCCAUGGCGGGCCAGGGGCAGCCCCGCGGGGACCGGCGCCCCCGCCCCUGAGGCUGCCCCUGUUGCUAUGCUCCGCGCCGUGCCAGGGCCCUGCCGCCCUGCCGCCCAGGGGCCGCCCUGACCCACCCACACCGCACACCGGCGGGGCGCCCACCCCAGGCCAUGUCCGCCCCCCAGGCAGCGCCCCCACACGGCCCCGAGGUCCCCGGGCCCCGCUGCUACCUGCUGAAGAAGGCGCCGCCCCCCCGAGAGGCAGGGGGCAAGGGGGGUGGCGCCCCCACCUCACCCACGGCCGCCGCCCCCGCCCCCCCCACACCCCCGGACAUGGCGGACCAGGAGGCCCAGACCCGUGUGUACCACGAGCUGCGCGCCGCCGACCCGUGCUUCACGUGCACCUUCCAGUACUACCCCGACCACGCCUACGCCCACCUGGCGGCCGUGCCCCCCCCGACGCCCCCCCACGCCACGCCCUCCUUCCCCCAGCCCUCCGCCACCUACCUGGCGGCGCCGCGCCCACCACCGCCCCAUCAGCCCGCCCUGUGCCUGCGGGCGGGGCAGCCGGUGGGAUCGCCGCCCCCCGCCAUGCCUCCGGCGUGCUCCCCCGCGCCCCACACCUUCACGCCGCUGCACCUCCGCCCCGUGGAGGAGACGGAGGCGGCGCACGACCUGCUGGAGCUGGCCCGCUCCGCGCCCGCCCAUACCUACCAGCCGCCCACGCCCGCGUCCUCCUGCGACUCCCUGGAGGCGCCCUCCACCAGCUACGGCGAGGCGGCGGCGGCGGCGGCGGCGGCGUCUGCAGCGGCGGCGGCAUCGGCGGCGGCGACGACGACGGUGGCGGUGGCGUGCGAGGCGGGCGAGGAGCUGCCCGAGGACGGCGAGGUCAGCCUGACGGCCACGCCCACGCCCUCGCCAGCCGGCAGCAGCGACGCCGAGAACGUGGCGCCCGUGGCGCUGGGGCUGGACGACGGGCGCUCGCGCGUGCGGACGGGGCGCAGCGAGAGCACGCGCGUGGGUCGCCACAAGCCGCGCUACACGUGCUCGGAGUGCGGCAAGCACUACGCCACCUCGUCCAACCUGUCCCGCCACAAGCAGACGCACCGCGACCUGGACUCGGGCAGCGCGCGCCGCUGCCACGUGUGCGGCAAGGCGUACGUCAGCAUGCCCGCGCUGGCCAUGCACGUGCUGACGCACAGCCUGACGCACCGCUGCGGCGUCUGCGGCAAGGCCUUCUCGCGGCCCUGGCUGCUGCAGGGACACAUGCGCUCUCACACGGGGGAGAAGCCGUUCGGCUGCGCGCACUGCGGCAAGUCCUUCGCCGACCGCUCCAACCUGCGCGCGCACAUGCAGACCCACUCCCAGCUCAAGAACUUCAGGUGCAAACGCUGCAACAAGUCCUUCGCCCUCAAGUCGUACCUCAACAAGCACUACGAGUCGGCGUGCUUCCGUGACGGGGCGUGCGGCGAGGCGUGCCCCAGCCCCGGCCCGUGACGGGGCCGCCGCGCCGCACGCGUCGGGCCGCUCUUCCACCGCGCCGCCUCGCACCGGAGACAAAAACAAAGUGCUUUAAUUUGCUCUGUAAAUCUCUAUUUUACUCCAGCAUUGUGAUCUGUGAUGACGCGGCGCCGUGUGCGUGCGUGAGUGUGUGUGUGCGUGCCUGUGUGCGUGCGUGUGCGUGUGUGUGCGCGUGGGCGCGCGGCGCCGCCUGGAGCACCACCACCGCCACUCCUUCACUAAAGUCUCGACGCCAAGUUUUCAAGAUUUUAGAAACACAAACACCCCGGCAUGCGGCGCCCCGCCCCGCCCCGCCCGCCCUGGGGCGCCCCGCGGGGCCCGGGCGGCGGGAGCGGGGGCGGCGCCCCCCCGGGCAGGCGACGCACCGCUGAGUGACUCUGUACAUGAUUAUUUUUUAAACUAGAGUUACUUUGUAAGCAACCGAACCGCAUUUUCAUAUUGUUACAUUUGCACAUUUUUAAGCUAGACAGACACGAGUCCGCCGCCGCGCCGCCUAGUGCUUCGCGGCGGCGGCGGCAGCCACCGCUUGUCCCGCGGCGCGCCCACACCCGCGCCGGCCCAGCCUUCACGCCGCCACACACUGGCCAGCCUUCGUCACCAGUAACCAGACCCGCCAGUCACGCGACCCCCGGAGGUCCCCCACGGCCUGGACCGUGGCUUCUUCAGCCGUGCUCAAAAUUCCGUGCAGGCCUCGGCGGGGUGUGGGCCCGGCCUCUAUACAUAGUUCUCUCUCUCCACUCUACAUACUUAUACAUACCAUUAUAUACAUACAUAUAUAUAUAUAUACACAUAGCGUUUGGUGAAUGAUCCUUUAAAAGCAAUAAAUGCAGCAAUACUUAGGUUGUUGGUCCCGCCCGGUGACGACUGUAGCAACGAGAGAAGAAAAACACAAAGACAAGGUUAUCGAGGAAGCUGAACACGGCAACACGGUAGCGAGCCAUCGGACGGCAGCGAGUUUUCUAUUGACGCGAUCCGGUGAUUUUGUGUAGAAAGAUUAUUUUUAUACGAGUAAUUGUACCAACCCAAUGUUCUGUGUUGCUCUCUCUCUCUCUCUCUCUCUCUCUCUCUCUCUCUCUCUCUCUCAAUCGUUCAUCUUUUUCUAGCUUUCAUUAUCGGUAUAUCUUGGUUUCUUUGUCUCUCUCUCUCUCUCUCUCUCUCUCGAUUACUCAUUUGGUCAACACAUUCUUAUCCUUCUCUCUCUUUAUUCCUCCCUUUAGUUCCCUUUCUUUGUUUCCUUUCUUCUUCUGUUUUUUCUUAACCAAAACAAAAAAGGAGAGAAGAAAAUAUAAAACUAGAUUUGAGAUUUGCAUGUAAGAAAAAAAAAUAUAUCAGUAAUAAUAAUAAUAAUAAUAAUAAUAAUAAUAAUAAUAAUAAUAAUAAUAAUAAUAGUUAAGCUAGACGCAGAUGGAGUUAUUUCAAUUAUUAAUCACAGCAUGACUUAAAAAAAUAAAUAAAAGUAGCGUAAAACAAUAGAUCAGUUUUAAAAUAUCACGCUUUUUUGAAAUCUGCAAAAAAAAAGUAGUUUAAAAAUAUAUAUAAAUUAAGGUCACUCAAACAAGCAAAUAAUUUUCACUCAUUUACAAAGGAAUACACAAAAGGAGCGGUGGUGUGUUCAAGCUCUUUUUUCAUUUAGGAUUUUUUGGACCUAAAUGAAAAACAAAAAAUGAAUUGGGUUUUUUGACGAUUUUCAGACCACCGCCUUCCUUUGUUUAUAUUCCAAGUUUUUCGAAGAUGUGAACUCAAAAUGAAUAGGGGAAAGGGAAAGGGGUUUAAGGAGGGCUAUAAGGGGUUUAAUUAAGGGGGGCUUUCGAUAAUGAUGAUGAUGAUGAUGAAAAACUAGGGCCAGCUUUUCCAUAAUCAAAAUAAACAAUGAUGAAGAUAAUGAAAAAUAUGUAUGUGCAAGAAUUUCAUGAUAAGAACAAUGAAAAUGCUGAUAAUAAUGAAAAGGAUGAAAGAAAGUUUGUGUUCAUAAUCAAAAUAGCAAAGAAAACGAUAAUAAAGAUUGAAAAGAAUAUAUCUAACUACUUCACAAUCAAAAUAAAGAAAAUAAUGAUGAUAAUAAUAAUGAAAAUAAUGAAAAGACUUACGUUCAUAGUGAAAAUAACAAAAAAUAAUGAUGGAAAUGAAGAGGAAGCAGAAAAAGAAGGAUAUAUUUAGCUAUUUCACAAUCAAAACAAGGAUGAUGAUGAUGAUAAUGAUAAUGAUGAUGAUGAUGGUGAUGAUGGUGAACAUGUAACCAAUUUGUCCUUUUAUUAUCCAUUUGCUUCGUCACUUUACUACUUAUAAUAAAACUCACUUCAAAUAAUAAUAAUAAUAAUAGUAAUAAUUAUAACAAAGUAAUCAAUUUAUAACCUUUUUUAGAACACAAUUUUAUCUUUGUAACAUAAAAAAACAAACCAAAAAAAACAAAAACAAAAAACAUUCAUUGUACAAAACUUUGAUAUUUUUAGACGCAAACUUGACUUAUCUUAACUUACUUACUUAAAACUUGGCUUAUAACUUGCUUGAUCUUACUUAACUGGCUUAUAUUCUUACUUGUAUUCACUUUACACUUAAUAAUCUAACUUCUGGUGUAACGAUAUAGUGCAAAUGAGUAAUAAUAGAAAUAGUGAGGAUGGGACCCUUAAGGAAAAUACUAUACUCUAAUCCGCCUAACUUGAGCUUGCGUUAUAGAAAAAGCCACGCCCACUACCUUCCCAAAUGAGUUUUUGAAGAUCAUUAAAAACAGUCAAAUUUUCACUCAUUUACAAUAGGAAUACACUAAAGACGGUGGUGAGUUAAGGUUCUAUUUUCAUUUAGGAUUUUUUGGACCUAAAUGAAAUGUAAAAAAUGAAUUGUUUUUUUUUUAAGAUAUCUAGACCACCACCUCCCGUUUUUUGUGUUCCAAGUUUUUCGAAGAUGUGAAGUCAGAUUCAAUGGGGGAAGGGGAAGGGGUUUAAGAGGGCUAAGGGGGGUUCAAAGGGGGGCUUAAAAUGAUGGUGAUGAUGGUGAUGAAAAAAAUGUGGUCAGUUAUUUCCAUAAUCAAAAUAACAAUGAUGAUGACUGUAAAUAUGUAUGUUCAAGAUUGUCCCGAUAAUAAUAAUAAUACCAAUGAUAAUAAUGAUAAUGAUGAAUGAAAGUUUGUAUUCCUAAACAAAAUAACAGUGAAAAUAACGAAAAUAACAAUGACAGAGACUGAAAGGCAUGUAUUUACCUAUUUCACAAUCAAAAAUAAUGAAAAUAACAAUGAAAAUAAUAACGAAAACCAUAAUGAUACCCUCUCCACCUAUCACCAAGCCCCCAAACAGCCUUACCCUUCCUUUUUUACCAAUAAGAAAAAACUUUUAUUGACGCAUUCUCAAGUUUGGGCGGAAUGGAGAAUCUCGAGGAAGGGCCCCUUAACGAAAGUACUAGUGAGGGAGGAUGAGGCCCUUAAUGAUCGAAUACAGUGAGGAUAUUAUGCAUCGUAGACUAAUAUAGGAAAAUGACUUGUAAUGUAUAUACGUCUUAGGGAAUGCUUGGAGAUAUGCUCAGCGUGUGGGUUGGUUUUAUAUUGAUGAUGAUGAUGAUGAUGAUGGUGGUGAUGAUGACUGUAUAUGAUUGUUUUGUAUUUAUUUUAGUAUUUACUGAAUCUCUUUUUAAUUUAGUUUUUGGUAAGAAUUUUGUAUUUAUUAAUUUUCUUCUGAUUGUAUUUAUUUUUUGUAUAUAUUUUAGCAUUUAUUUUCCAUUUAUUGUCUUUAUUGUACCGAUUUUUUAUUUUUUUUUAUUUUUCUAUAUUUAUUUUUUACACUGAAUAAGAUGAAGAUGAAAAAAUAAUGAAUGUGAUAAAGAAACGAUAACUGUGAAUGUAUUUAUUGUAGAUCUUAUUUAUCUAUUUAUACAUCAAUCUAUUUAUUAUUGUAUUUUGUAUUUCUUUUUGCAUUAUACGAAAAGACGAUGAAAUGCAAUGGUUGUGAGUGUUGCCGACUGUUUGGGUUCAACUUUUCCUUCUUUAUUUGUAAGUUAAAAGUGCAAUGUUAUUUUUUAUACUUGAAUGAUAGGAAGAAAUACGAGGAAAUGUUUGAAUCGUAAGAGAAAGAAAUAUUUGGAAUGUGACCACGUUCGAACUGACUUGAAACCUUUUCUUUCACUCUUCUUUGUAAGUUAUUGUGGAAGAAUUUGUAUGUUAUAAGUGCAAUCUUACUUUUAUACAAGAAUAAUAGGAAGAAAUACGAGGAAAUGUUUGAAUCGCAAAAGAGAAAGAAAUUGGAAUUAACUUUUUCUUCCUCUUUCUGUGUAAUUUAUUGUGAAAGAAUUUGUAUGUUAAAGUGCAAUCUUACUUUUUAUACACGAACGAUAGGGAGAAUUAAUGACGAAAUGCUUGUAUCGAAAAUAUGAAAAAAAGGAUAUUUGUAAUGUGACUUCCUUUUGGAACUGACAACUUUUUCUUCCUCUUUCUUUGUAAUUUAUAUUGAAAGAAUUUGUAUGUUAUAAGUGCAAUCUUACUUUUUAUACAUGAGUGAUAGGGAGAAUUAAUGGCGAAAUGCUUGUAUCGAUAAUAUGAAAAAAAGGAUAUUUGUAAUGUGACUUCGUGUGUUGGAAUUGAUUUAAAGUUUUCUUUCACUUUCUUUGUAAACCGUGAAAGAAAACGGAGAUAUGAACAACGACAACUUUGAUAAACUACUACUAUGAUAACUCUUUUUGAAUCUCGACUUACUUAACUUUUUGAUCUUGUUCCACUGUAGUAACUAUCUUGAAUUCUUACUUGCUAAUACUCUCUUAUACUUAAAUUUACUUAUAAAACGAAUUCUAAAACAUGUUCCAAUUUGACAGGCUCACUUUUUUAUUUUUUAUUCCACUGUAGUAACUAUCUUGAAUUCUUUACUUAUAACACUUACAAUUACUUAGAUUUAUACUUAUUUAUUCUUACUUAUAUAAAACUAAUAAGAUACCAUGUUCAAACUAGACUGAAUUGACUAUCUUUUUAUUCUACUGUGAAAACUAUCUUGAACUCUUUACUUAUAUUACUUACUAUUACUUAAGCAUUUACUUAUUUAUUCUUACUUAUAUAAAACUAAUAUUAUAACAUGUUUAAACUUGACUGAACGAUUUAACUUUUUUUUCUUAUUCCACUUGUAAAUACUAUCUUGAAUUCUUUACUGAUCUUACUUAUAAAAACUUAUAUUUACUUAUCCUUAUACCAACUUACAUAAAACUGACCAAUAUUGUAACAUGUUCAAACUUGCCUGAAUGGAUUAACUUUUUUUUUCUUAUUCCACUUGUAAAAACUAUCUUGAAUUCCUUACUUAUCAUACUUAUACUAACUUAAAUUUACUUAGACUUUCUUAAACUUAAACUACUUAUAAAAAAAACUGAGCUCUUCUUUAUUCCACUUAAAAAAAAAACUAUCUUGAAUUCUGUACUUAUCAUACUUAUACUAACUUAAACUUACUUAGACUUUCUUAAACUUAAACUACUUAUAAAAAAAACUGAGCUCUUCUUUAUUCCACUUAAAAAAAAAACUAUCUUGAAUUCUGUACUUAUCUUAUACUAACUUAAGCUUACUGAUACUUUCUUAAAUUUAAACUACUUAUAAAAAACAACUUUACUUCUUUAUUCCACUUAAAAAAACUAUCUUGAAUUCUUUACUUAUCUUACUUAUGCUAACUUAUACUAACUUAUUCUUACUUAUACUCAAACUUACUUAUAAAACUAAUACGAAGAAACGUCCAAAUUCGACUGACUUUUUUUUCUUCUUAAUUCCACUGUAAAAAAAAGGAACUAUCUUGAAAUCCUUGCUUAGAUCACUUAUACUAACUUAUACUGACUUAAACUGCUACUUAAAACUUACUUAUAUGAAAUGAUAACGACAGGGAACUCAUAUGCAUCGUAAGUGAUAUCGAAAUAGAAUUAUAAAAAAAACUCGAAAAAAACAACAACUGAGAAAUUUUGCAGUUGUGUUUUUUUUAAUGUGUGUUUUUGAUAUGAAUAUUUUGUAUGUUUUUUUUUUUUUUUUUUAGUGACAAACAGAAAGAAAAACACAUCGACGCAACGUGGCCUCCUGAAUGUGUGUGUGUGUGUGUGUGUGUGUGUGUGUGUGUGUGUGUGUGUGUGUGUGUGUGUGUGUGUGUGUGUCUAAAUUGUUAAGUAAAAUCCAUAAGAAGAAAUGGAAGCGAUUGAAGUGAUUGGAAUAUUGUUUUUUUUUUUACUGAUUUUUUGUGUGUUUGUUUUCUACUUAAAUGGUUACUCAAGAAAGGUGAGAUUUAAUUGUUAAGUAAAAUGACAAGUAAAGAAAAUGGAAAGAAAUGAAGGUGUUUUAUAAGUGUUUGGAUUCUGUAAGUUUGUAAGUAAGUUUGUGUUUGCUUGUGUUUGUUCAGUUUCUAGUCAACUACUUAAAUGCUUACUUACAAUAGUGAGAUAUAAGUGUUAAGUGAAGAAAAGUAAAGAAAUGGAAGUGAUUUAAAUAAUAUAUAUCGAUUGUGUUUGUUAGUUUGUGUGUUCAAUUUUCUAGUCAACUACUUAAAAGAUUACUUACAAAGGUGUGUUUAAAAAGUGUAAAGUGCAGACGGGUGUGAAAAUAAGUAACUGAAGUAAUAUAUAUCGUUUGUGUUUGUUAGUUUGUAUGUUUGUUUGUGUUCAAUUUCUAGUCAACUACUUAAAGGAUUACUUACAAAGGUGUUUAAAAAGUCUAAAGUGAUAAACGAAGUCAGGUAAAGAAAUUGAAAGUAACUUAAGUAAUAUAUAUAUUGUGUUUGUUAGUUUAUACGUGUGUGUUUGUUCAAUUUCUAGUCAACUACUUAAUUAAUUACUUACAAAGAUGUGUUUUUAGUGUUAAGUGACGAUAAGUAGAGAAAUGGAAGUGAUUUAAAUAAUAUAUAUCGUUUUAGUUUGUAAGUGUGUAGUCUGAUUCAGUUUAAUUCAUGCUACAUUACUUAAAACAUUUACUUAAGGUGUGUGUGUACUUAUAAUUUUGUAGUACUGUUGAAAGUGUGUUAAUUACCGUUUGUUUGUUUUAAUGAGGAAAGACGAAGAAGAAAAGGAAGAGAAUGAUAAAAUGCAAAAAAUGGACUAAUGUAUAUUCUGUAAUGUUAAUAUUCAAACUUAUAUUUAUACUUUGGUGUGAAAAGAAAAGGACAACACUAUUUGGAAACACUAACUUAUCUUCCUUCGUUUGUGUUGUAUAUCUAUGUGUUGCAAAGUAAAACACAACUUGUAUAUUUUGUGAAUUUAUCAAUUAUUUUAACUUGAAAAAAUAACAAGAUUUGGAUAACUCUAUUUGGAAACACUAACUUAUCUUCCAUAGUUUGUGUUGUAAAUCUAUGUGUUGCAAAGUAAAACACAACUUGUAUAUUUUGUGAAUUUAUCAAUUAUUUUAACUUGAAAAAAUAACAAGAUUUGGAUAACUCUAUUUGGAAACACUAACUUAUCUUCCUUAGUUUGUGUUGUUGUAAAUCUAUGUUUUACAAAGAAAAAUACAACUUGCAUAUUUUGUGAAUAAGUUAUCAAUUAUUUUAACUUGAAAAAAAGAACAAGAUUUGGAUACACAUUUUUUUUUUUUGGAUUUUUAAGUUUGUAUUGCAUUGGUGUGAAAAAAGGCUAACACUAUUUGGAAACACUAACUUAUCUUCCUUUCAAUGAAAAACACAACUUGUAUAUUUUGUGAAUAAGUUAUCAAUUAUUUUAACUUGAAAAAAAGAACAAGAUUUGGAAACACAUUUUUUUUUUUGGAUUUUUAAGUUUGUAUUGCAUUGGUGUGAAAAAAGGUUAACACUAUUUGGAAACACUAACUUAUCUUCCUUUCAAUGAAAAACACAACUUGUAUAUUUUGUGAAUAAGUUACCAAUUACUUUAACUAGAAAAAAGAACAAGAUUUGGAAACACAUUUUCUUUUGGAUUUUUAAGUUUGUGUUUCAUUGAGUCGUAAAAAGGAAUAUGUUGCAAGAAAAAUGUGUUAGUUUGUUAUUGAAUGUGAGUAAAAACGAAGACAAAAAUGAAGAAUGUGAUAAAUGCAAAAGAACAGUAGUGUAUAAUUGAUGUUUGCACUUAUUUUUGUACGUGAAAAAGAACACAAUUUGAAACACUAACUAUGUCUUCUUAAGUUUGUAUUGCACUGACCAAGAUUGUGUUGCACUGAGUUAUAAAAGGGAUAUGUUGUAAAGCAAAACGUGUUAGUAUGUUAGUGAAAACGAAAUGGAACUGAAUGAAAGGGAAGAAGUGAAUGAAAGAAAACGUGAAAAAGAAAGAAAGAAAGAAAGAAAGAAAGAAGGAAAGGCAUUAUUUAAGUAUGUUUAGAGAACUUUUGUUUGUGAGUGAAAGGAAAAGAGUAACAAUGAGAGAGGAAAAAAAAGACACAAAUUCCCUUUUUUUGGAUAAUUGAGUUGGUGAUUGAAAGGAGAAAAAGAAACAUUGAGAUUUUUUUUGUUUAAUUUCCCUUGUGAAAGAAAAAAAAGCAUAGAUGAGAAAGAAGAAAGACAAUAUUUCCUUUUUCUUUUUGAUAAUCUUGUUUUGAGUGUGAGUGAAAGAAAAAAAAGAAAGUUAUGGUGAGGAAGAAAGAAAAAAAGACAAUUAUAUUUUUUUGUCUUUUUUGAUAAUCUUGUUUUGAGCGAGUGAAAGAGAAAGUAAACAAAAAGAAAGUAGAUCAAAACAAUAAACAAAACAAAACAAGUGGCUUAUAUCAGUGUUUUAAAACUAAGAAAAUACACGAAAAAAACAUGAAACGAAAACGGAAAACGAAAACUGGUUACAAAAACAAAGAAAACGAAAUCUUGGAUGCAAACACAAACUCGUCUAUAAUAUAUGUAAAAAAAAACACCACUUCUUCCUACUCUCGUGGUUAUGUGUGUGUGUAAGGAUGUGUUUCGAGAUGAUGGUAAAAACGAAACACUCCUGAAACUGGCAAAGGCUUGAGAAAUACUUAAAUGUUUCACCUCAAAUCAUGUUAUCUCUUGCUUACUUUAUCUUUAUCUUACUUUCCUUGCUUUCUUCGUUGUCUCUUAGCGUUUCUUACUUUUGAACUUGCUUGGUGCGAAGGUUAGGUCAGGUCAGGCCGAGUUACGUUAGGUUAGGUUAGAUUUGAACAGGAAAUAGAAUUGAACUGGAUUGAAGCUUGGAUUUAAAAUGAAGGUAAAGAUUAGGUCAGGUAAGGUUGGAGUUGGGUCAGGUACAGGUGAAAUUGAAUUAGGUAAGGUUAGGUCAAAAUUAUGUUAAACAAGGUCAGGUUCGGUAGAGAUUGUCAAGUAGAAUUGAACUGGAUUGAAGUUUGGAUUUAAAAUGAAGGUCAAAAUUAGGUCAGGUAAGGUUGGAGUUGGGUCAGGUACAGGUGGAAUUGAAUUAGGUAAGGUUAGGUCAAAGUCAUGUCAAGCAAGGUCACGUUUGGUAGAGAUUAAGUCAGGUAGAAUUGAACUGGAUUGAAAUUUGGAUUUGAAAUUAAGAUAAAAAUUAGGUCAGGUAAGGUUGGAAUCGGGUCAGUUUAGGUUGGAAGUGGGUCAGGUACAGGGGUCAGGUUAGGUUGGAAAUGGGACAGAUGAGCUUGGAAUUGGAUCAGGCAAGGUUGGAAUUAGAUCAGAUCAGGUCGGAAUGGGGUCAGGUAAAGACGGACUUGAAUUGGGUCAAGGAGAAUUGGAAGUAUGUCAAGGAAGGUCGAUACUGGGUAAAGUUAGGUCAGAGUUAGGUCACAAUCAGGUCAAAAGCCAAAAUCAGGUCAGGUCAGGACAGAAUGAGGUCAGGUCAAGUCGGAAUUGGGUCAGGUAAGGACGGCAUUGAAUUGGGUCAAGUAAGGUCAAUAUUGGGUGAAGUUAGGUCACAAUCAGGUCAAAAGCCAAAAUCAGGUCAGGUCAGGUCAGGUCAGGUCAGGUCAGAAUGAGGUCAGGUCAGGUCACAUUCCUUCAAGUUAUCAGCUCUUGGUCUCCUUCCUUUGUCCUUCCCCACCACCGAGGUUCCUAUGUUCGGCGCCGUCUGUCGCUCAUGAGGCAGGCGAGGCGCGCACCGCAAAAACACUCCUAAACACAGGUAUUUUGUAGCGUAGGUUAAUAAUUGAGUGUUUGAUUAAGGCUUUUUUAUUACCGAUGUUUUUAUUACGGAUGUUUGGUUUGUACGAAGUUGGGAUGGAAUUUGUACGAGUUAUCGAUGUUUGGUUUAUACGAAGCUGGUAUGGAAUUUGUACGAGUUAUCGAUGUUUGGUUUGUAUGCGAAGUCACGAUGAUUGGUUGGUCGGAUUUUUGUAUUUUGUGUACACGGGAACCAAGAAUUUGAUGAUGUAUUGUAUGUUUUAUUUUUUUUUUCUAUACAUGAACGGGAGAAUCACAAACAUGGAAUACGGCAAGAUUUUAAGAACUUUGAAAGCUAAGUGAAGAUUAUUAAAUACUUGGAAUACUUGAGAUAAUUCAUAUUGUAUUCAUAUCCUCUCUUUUGGAAUUUUUUUUUUUUACAGCAGAGGAAACAGUGCAAGGUCGUAAAAAAAAAAAAAUAAUGAAAAAAAAAAAAAAGCCCGCUACUUACUGCAUAAUUUCCUUAGACAACAAAUAAGGUUUCGGUAUUUUUUUGUAAGGAAAAGAAAAAGGAAAAUCGAAAUGUCAGAAAUAUUACUGAUUUUAUGAACAUUUGUCAUUUCCUUACAUACUGAAUUUUGGAUAAACAUUAAGAAAGUGCAUUUAGUUAGUGAAUUAUUUAACGAUGAGACUAACUUUUAAAUAACAAUAAAAAUAAACAGAUUAAUAAUGCUAACAAUAAUAUUUCAGAACAUAUUUAGAGUUAGCGAAAAAUAUUAUGAUGUACUUAAAAUGAAAAAAAAAAAAUAAAUUAGAAUGAAAAUGUCAUUAGUUAGUAAAAACAAAGAAAAAUAAGGAAAAAAAUUACUUACUAAAAUUUUAACAAUAAUAAUUAAAAAAAAAAAGUUACUAAUAUACUAAAAUUCAACUUUUUAACACAAACUUAAACAAAAACAAACAAAACCGUAUUAGAUGUUUGUGAUAAUCUCGCCCCAAACAAAACCACAAACAAACAAACAUACAAACACACAAACAAAGAGAGCAAAUUGUAUCCAUAUUUACUUCACCUCUGUUUGUGUGUUUGUGUGUUUGUUUGUGACUCAUUAUGCACACGAGUAUAUUUUUGAAAACUUGUUGAUGUUGUUGAUUAAUUUUUUUUGUAUGCAGUGAAAAAAAAAGUUUAUUAUCAAUGUAGAGGCGAAAACAUUAAGGAAAAGGAAAGUUGUAGAUUAGGAAGAAGAAAGGAAAAGAGGGAAAAGGGGGAAAGGGAAAAUAGGAAAGGGACAUUUGUAGAUGUAGAUUAAUAGGAAAAGGGAGAGAGAAAGGAGAAGGGGUAGAUUAGGAAAAGGCAAAGGAAGGAAAAAGAGAAAUAUGAAAUAGGACGAGACGGAAAAAGAACAGGAAAGGAAAAGAUGAAGGAAAAUAUGAAAAAAGGAAAUAUGGAGAUGGAGAGUAAAAAAAAGAAAAAUGGAAGGAAAUGGAAAAGAAAGGAAAAACAGGAAUGAAAAAGAGAAAAAUGAAAAGGAAAAUUAAGAGGAAAAAGUGUGAAACGGAAAGAUAAGAGAAAAAAAGAAAGGAAAUGGAAAAGGCAAGAAAAAAGAAACGAAAAAAUGAAAUGAAAAAAAAAUGAAGAGGAAGGGAGAGAAAGGAAUAGAAAUAACAUACAACAGAAAGACAAUUAAAAGAAAGGCAAGGAAAGGAAUAAUAUGCAAAAAUAGAUAAAAUUAAAAAGGAAUGAUAAUUUAAGCGAUGGAGAAUUAUGAAAAGGAAGGCAAAGAGGAAAAAAAAAAAAAACUUGCAACAGGAAAAGAAGGAAAAAGGAAAGGAAUGAAAGUGAGAAAUAGAGAAAAAGACAGAUUAAAUUAGAUUAUAGAGAGUUGAAUGGAAUGGAAGAGGAAGAAAAAAAGUGGAAUGGGAUAAAAUGAAACGAGAGAAAAGUUGAAAGCAGUAAAAUAGAAUGAAAAGGAAGUGAAAAGGAAUGAGAGAAGGAAAAGAUGAGAGUAAUAAUAAUAAUAAUAAUAAUAAUAAUAAUAAUAAUAAUAAUAAUAAUAGGAUACACACAAAAAUAAAUAAAAGGAAGAAACUGAAAAUGGUUAAUAACAAAAUAAUAAAAGUAAAAGAAAGCGAGAAAAAGCGAAAAUUAAAUACCAACCAAAAUAUAUAAAAUAAGACAGAAAAAGAUAAUAUAUUCAAAAGAAAAACAAAAGAAUGAAUAAAAGAAGAAAAGAAAAGAAUAGACGACAGAAACAAAAUACAUGAUGGGAAAAGAAAAGAAGUUAAAAGAUUGAAACGAAAGAAAAAUAUACGAAAAGAAAAUAAGGAAAAUAGAACGAGAAAAAAAUGAAUUAGAAAAAUAACAGAAAACUAUGAAAACAGGAAACUAAAACUUGGAAAAACAAACAAACUAAGAAAAACAAGAAAAAAAUAAGACGAGGAGAAAAAAAAAAACAAGAAUAUAAGACGAGAAAAACAAAACGAAAAUUAACAGAAAAACGAAACUAAGAGAAAUAAAAAAAAAAUAGUGUAAAUAAUAAAAUAGCAGAGAAAAAAGGAAAAAAAUAAUGGAAAAGAAGAAAAAUCAGGAAAAGACCAAGAAGAAAAGGAAGAAAAAUGGAAAAGCUUAACCCAUUAACUUCACCAUCAAAUAGAUCACCCCCUUAACAAGUAUCAAAGCCUUUAACACAAAAAAGGCAAACAUCUUAAAACCCUAGUAAGCCCCCCUUAAUACAACCUUCCCCUACCCCUCAUUCCCCCCCUCAACCUAACCUCUCCCCUUAGCAAAUUCAACCCUAUCAACCCAUUAGCUCUUUCCUCCCUCUGCAUCUAUUUUCAAUCCAUUAUACUUAUCCCCUGUUACUCCCAUUAACGAUACCAUUACCUAGUUACUGAUUCAUAUAUUAGCCCAUUAGAUGUCCCUUCCACUAGCAAAACGAUUAUCAAUUUAUCAGUUUUUUCACUCAAUAUCUCUUAAUACCCUUCCCAUUAGUCAUCACCCAUUAACUCUCCUAUUAACCCUCCCAUUUCCCAUUGCAUUCACUCAAAAUUUCCUCUUCCAUUAGCUUUUUCAUCUCUCUUUAUUCCACCAUUAACUCUCCCAUUAGAACUUACAUUAGUUAUCCCAUUAGUCCUCUCACUCCCCCAUACUUUUCACCCCCUUAGCUCCGUCCCCCCAUUCAACCCUUAGGACCCCCGGUAGCCCCCCUUAAUGUUUCCACCGCGACUCAGGGCAGAUGUCUCGUCAGCGAGGGCAGGUGAGGGGCACUGGCCGCCACCUGAGCUAAGGGCCACACCUGUCCCUCCAGAUCCCUGCUUACCUGAGUGUUGAUUACAAUGAUGAUGAUGAUGUUACCUGUGCUACUACUACUACUACUACUACUACUACUACUACUACUACUAUUACCUCUCCUUCCUCCUUCUGCUCCUCUUCCUACUACUGUUACUACUACUACUACUACUACUGCUACUACUACUGAUAUCCAUUUAUGACAAUCUAAGUGUUUUUUUUUUUUCUUCUUCAUUGUGUGUGUUUAAUCAUGAUACAUACAUACAUGCACACAUACAUACAUACAUAGACUUACACAGGAAUAUACACACGCGCGUUCUGGUGUAAAUACGUCCACACACACACACACACACACACACACACACACACACACACACACACACACACAGCAAUCAUCAUUAUUAUUAUUCAACUCAAACUUUUUUUUUUUUCACUUAUUUCCGAAAAACUUAUAAAAACGUGAAAUGAAGAAAAACGAAGAAAAAUAACAACAAUAAUAAUAAUAAUAAUAAUAAUAAUAAUAAUAAUAGUAAUAAUUAGAAGAUAAAUUCCCCACUUGAAAAGAAAGGAAAAAAAUAAUAAUGUAAAUAAAACAAGAUAGGAAAGAAAAUAAAAAGCGUGAGAAAAAAAUACAGACCGUGGGAAAAAAUAUCAGACCGUGGGAAUAUUUAGCCCAGCGUGGGAAAAUAUAGAUUAAUUAACUAACAGACGCAGAUGAGACGAGCACAGGUAUUACGAAGGUGUGUCUCUACCUGUUGAACACUCCGCCCCGCCCCCCACCCCCUCCGCCCCCCCUAAUAGUGCCCUCGCCCCCCCUCCCUCCCUCCCCUUCCCUCUGAAAACGUUCGGUGAAAUAAAAAUCAAAUGAAAAAUGAUGAAGUAAUUGAAAAAGGAAAAGGAAACUGAAUGGAAAAGAAGAAAAUAAGAGAAAAAUGAAGAAAAUAAUGAUGAAGAUAAAAAUAAAACAUGUAGAUUUUUUUUUAUUUGUUUUAAAAGAACGUGAAAAGAAUUUAUAUUAUGACUAAACGAAAUGAACGUUCAUGGAUUUUUUUAGUACGAUACAUUUUCGCAAAAACGAUGAAGAGCGAAAAAGGCUGAAAAACAAAUAAAAAAAAAUACAUAACUGGCCUAUUUUACUUAAAGGAAUAUUAAUACAAGCUUCAUCUUCGUCAAAACAAAUGAAUAAAAAAUUAAAGGAACACAUUCAAAGGAAGUUAAUAUUUUUCUUUUACUCCACUGAAAAAAAAGUUAAAUAUGAAAAAAUAACGUUUAUAUAAUUUUUUUUUUAUUAUUUAGUUUAUUUCGUAAAAGCAAAGGAGCAGAACAUAGGAAGAUUAUGAAUGCAAGAAUAAAAAAUAAAAUAAAAUAACGAAAGAUGAAAAGAAAAAAAACAUAUCAGCUGACCUUUUUUAACUUCACAUCAUCAAAAAAUCUAAAUAAAUUCACGAAAAACAAACACGAUCAAAAAAAGUACAUACAAUCUUUUUAAACUUCACCAUCACCAAAAAGAUCAAAUAAAAACAAAGGAAAACAAACAAACAAAUAUAAAUACAUGCCGAGUAAGGUCAGGGCCGGGUCUCCCCCCCUGUGGCGUGACGUGGACCCUACCGCUGCUCAAUUACCUGGAGGGGCCACAAAAGUAACUCGCCCUUCCAUCACUGUUUCUUACCUGACGUCGAUUUCUGGGGAGCCGCGCGCCGCCACAGGCCUGGGGGAGACGCGGACGAGAGGAGGUGAGGGAAAAUAAUAACAAGAAAAGUGAAGAAAAGAAGGUGAGGUUAUGGGGAAGAGUGAAAGAUGAGGAGGUGAGGGAAAAUGAUAACAAGAAAAGUGAAGAAGAGAAGGUGAGGUUAUAGGGAAGAGUGAUGGAUGAGGAGGUGAGGGAAAAUAAUAACAAGAAAAGUGAAGAAGAGAAGGUGAGGUUAUAGGGAAGAGUGAUGGAUGAGGAGGUGAGGGAAAACGAUAACAGUAAAAGUGAAGAAGAGAAGGUGAGGUUAUGGGGAAGAGUGAUAGAAGGCAGAGAAGAAUGAGAUUAGAGAAAGUAGAAGAAAAAAUGAAGCUACAGAGAAAUGACGUUACAGAGAAAUGAAGUUACAGAGAAAUGCAGUUAUAGAGAAAUGAAGUUACAGAGAAAUGAAGUUACAGAGAAAUGAAGUUACAGAGAAAUGAAGUUACAGAGAAAUGAAGUUACAGAGAAAUGAAGUUACAGAGAAAUGAAGUUACAGAGAAAUGCAGUUACAGAGAAAUGAAGUUACAGAGAAAUGAAGUUAUAGAAAAAUGAAGUUACAGAGAAAUGGAGUUACAGAGAAAUGCAGUUACAGAAAAAUGAAGUUACAGAGAAAUGAAGUUAUAGAAAAAUGAAGUUACAGAGAAAUGGAGUUAUAGAGAAAUUAAGUUACAGAGAAAUGAAGUUACAGAAAAAUGAAGUUACAGAGAAAUGAAGUUAUAGAAAAAUGAAGUUACAGAGAAAUGGAGUUAUAGAGAAAUUAAGUUACAGAGAAAUGAAGUUACAGAAAAAUGAAGUUAUAGAGAAAUGAAGUUACAGAGAAAUGCAGUUACAGAGAAAUGAAGUUACAGAAAAAUGAAGUUAUAGAGAAAUGAAGUUACAGAGAAAUGAAGUUACAGAAAAAUGAAGUUAUAGAGAAAUGAAGUUACAGAGAAAUGAAGUUACAAAGAAAUGAAGUUACAGAGAAAUGAAGUUAUAGAGAAAUGAAGUUACAAAGAAAUGAAGUUACAGAGAAAUGAAGUUACAGAGAAAUUUCAAAGAAGGAAAGGAAGUUAGAGAUGAACGAAGAUAAAGUAUGAAAGGAUAAAUAAGGAAGACCAAGGAAAGGAAGCAAGAGAGAAGAGAAAGAGAAGGAAAAGAAUCUAGAGGAAAAGAAAUAGAAAAAGGAAAAAGAGAAGAAAGAGGAGAGAGAAAACAGUUAAAGAAAAAAGAGAAAAAGAAUGAGAUUGUGGACGAAAGUAAAAGAAGAAAGAGAAGAAUAAAAGAAAGAAAAAUGACGUUAGAGAAAUAAUAAAUAAACAGGAAAAAGAAGAAUUUGAGAUUGAAGGAAGUGGAAUAAGGAGGAAAAUAAAGAAAAGUAGAAGGAAGUGAAUUGAAAAUGAAGAUGAUAAAGGAAUAAGCGAAACAAAUAGAAAAUAAGGAAGAAAUAAAAGGAAGAUGAGGAAAUAAUGAAGGAUGAGGAGAAAGAAGGACAGGAAAGGAAAGAAAAAGAAGAAAAGAGAAAGAAACGAAAGAAAAGAAGGAAGGAAAAGAAGGAAGAGAAAGGGAGGGAAGGAAAGAGGGCCAAAAAACAAAGUAAAGAAAAUAAACAAAACAAGGAAAACAAAGAAAAAAAUAAACAGGUAGAGAUUCCCACACAGCAAAAAACAAAACAAAAAAAUCAACAAAGAAAACAAAAGUAAGCAAGUAAACAAGUAAACAAGUAAACAAACAGUCUUUUUAAUAAUAUCUGUCUUGUCUGUCUGCCUGUCUGUCUGUCUGUCUGUCUGUCUCGUCCUUGCUUAAAAAUACUAGUAAUAAUAAUAAUAAUAAUAAUAAUAAUAAUAAUAAUAAUAAUAAUAAUAAUAGUAAUAAAACAAAUCUUAUUACUUACAACUUCACUUUAUUACUUAUCUUAAUACUUAUAUUAGCUCGCAAGUCUUUAAGUAGAGAGAAUUUAAUAAAGCUUUAGAAUUUAGUGACACAAAUUAGACCUAGGUAGUUUACUUAUAAAUAGGCCUACUACUACUACUACUACUACUACUACUACUACUACUACUACUACUACUACUACUACCACUACUCCUACUACAAGACUGGGAUUACUACUACUACUACGAUUGCUACUUAAAUGACUAGGACUACUACUACUACUACUACUACUACUACUACUACUACUACUACUACUACUACUACUACUACUACUACUACUACUACCAUUACUACUACUACUACUACUACAUAAGAAUUAACUGAGAAAUAUCUUUAUAUAUAUUUAAAUCUCUCUCUCUCUCUCUCUCUCUCUCUCUCUCUCUCUCUCUCUCUCUCUCUCUCUCUUUAAUUGAGCUAACUAUCUUUAGAAAUCAUCACACACGUUUUUUUUUCUUUAUUCUCUCUCUCUCUCUCUCUCUCUCUCUCUCUCUCUCUCUCUCUCUCUCAAUACACACACACACACCUUACAUCAAAGUCUUCUACAAAAUUAAAGAAAAAUAGAGAUAAAAGAAAACUAAUUCACUCACUCACUCACUCACUUUCUCUAACUCUAAUAAAGAAAAUAAAGAUAGGAAGCCACAGACUCUCUCUCUCUCUCUCUCUCUCUCUCUCUCUAGUGAAAGAUCUUACCGCAGAAAAGAUAAUUAAAGAAAAAAAGAAAGAAAGAAAGAAAGAAAGAAAGAAAGAAGCAAGAAACGGUCUGUACAUAUAUUUUCUUUUCCUCUUUUUUUUCCUCCUCCUCCUCCUCCUCCUCCUUCUCUUCCUCUUCCUCCUCUUAAUUUUUUUCCUUUACUUCCCUCUCUCGUUCUCAUUCUUCUUAAAGAGAAAAAAAAUUGGGUUUCAAGAGGAAAAGGAACAUAUAUAUAUUACUUUUCAAGAGGAAGAGGAAAGAUAUGUUGUGUUUUGUUAAGAGGAAAAAGAGAAAGAGGAAAUAUAAGGCUGGAUUUAGUAUGAACAAAGAGGAAAAUAAGUUAGUUUUGUCAGGAGGAAGAGGAACUAUUGAUGGGUUUAAGAGGAAGAGGAAGAGAAAAUAAGAGUUGGGUUUUGUUAGGAAGAAGAAGAGGAAAGAUUAUGUUAGGGUUCAAAAAGAAGAGGAAGAGGAAAGGUUUGAUGGGUUUUGUUAAGAGGAAAAGGGAUAUUAGGUCACUUUUCAAGAGGAAGAGGAAAGAAUACUGUUUUGCAAUAAGGAAGAGUACAUGUUGGUUUCAGGAGUAAGAGGAAGAGGAAACAUUGCUGGGUGUGGUUAAGAGGAAGAACAGAAAUUUGUUAGCUUUCAAGAGGAAGAGGAAUGAUGUUCUGUAAAUUUAAGAGGAAAAAAAUAAUGGCGGUUUUGUUAAGAGAAAAAGAGGAAGAGGAGAUAAGCUUGUGUUUCAAGAGGAAGAGGAAAGAUGUGCUGGGUUUUAAAAGGAAAAAGUAAGAGGAAAUAAGCUUGUGUUUCGAGAGGAAGAGGAGAGAUGUGCUGGAUUUUAAGAGGAAAAAGAGGAAGAGGAGGAAAGCUUGUUUCGAGAGGAAGAGGAAAGAUAUUUUGGGUUUUAAGAGGAAAAAGAGGAAGAGGAGGAGAGCUUGUGUUUCGAGAGGAAGAGGAAAGAUAUUUUGGGUUUUGUUAAGAGGAAAAAGAGGAAGAGGAGGAAAGCUUGUAUCGAGAGGAAGAGGAAAGAUGUGCUGGGUUUUAAGAGGAAAAAGAGGAAGAGGAGAUAAGCUUGCGUUUCGAGCGGAAGAGGAAAGAUAUUUUGGGUUUUGUUAAGAGGAAAAAAGAGGAAGAGAAGUGUUUUGUUAAGAGGAGAAAGAGGAAGAGGAGAUAAUUUUGGUGUUUCAAGAGGAAGAGGAAGAAGAAACAUUUGUUGGAUCUAAAGAGGAAGAGGAAAGAUGUAUUGGGUUUUAAGAGGAAGAAAAGGAAGAGGAAAAUUAAGCUAGUUUAAGAGGAAAAGGAAAAAAUAAAUGAUAUAUAAGUUAGAAAUGGCAAGAGGAAAGAAGAGGAAGAGGAAAGAUAAUUAGGUAUUUUCAAGAGGAAUAGUUAGUUAACGAAGAGGAAGAAGAAUAACACACACACACACACACACACACACACACACACACACACACACACACACACACACACACACUAAUCAACAUCCAUUUUUCUUCUUUUCUUUCAUUGUUUAAACAAGACAAAAACAAAACAAAACAAAACAAAAACGAACACACAAACAAGAUGACCCACUUUCCCUUUCUUAAAACAAAACAAGACAUAAACAAGUAAACAAACAAACAAACAAACAAACAACGAUCGUUACUCAAGUGCCUUUCGCUUAAACAAGGAAAAGAAAAACAACAAUGAAAAUAAACAAGGAAAAAAAGAAAAGAAAAGAACAGAGGAAAUUAAUAACAAUCUUUUCAUGCAUAGCUUUUUUCCUACGAUUUUUUUCUUAAUAAGUGAAAAAAAGGAAAAUAAAACAAGGAAAAUAAACAAGGAAAAUAAACAAGGAAAAAAAGAAAAGAAAAUAACAGAGGAAAUUAAUAACAAUCUUUUCAUGCAUAACUUUUUUCCUACGAUUUUUUUUCUUAGUAAGUGAAAAGAAGGAAAAAAGAAGGAAAAUAAACAAGGAAAAUAAACAAGAAAAAAAAAGAAGAAAAUAACAGCGGAAAUUAAUAACAAUCUUUUCAUGCAAAACUUUUUUCCUACGAUUUUUUUUUCUUAAUAAGUUAAAAAAAAGAAGGAAAAUAUGAGAAAAGCAGGAAAAUGAGUGAAAAAAAUGUGAAAAGAAAGAAAAAAGGAAGAAAAUAAGAAGGAAAGUGAAUGAAGAAAAUGAAAAGAAAAGAAGACAAAAAAAGAAACAAAGGAAGGAAAAAAAUAUAUAACAAGAGAAACGAAAAGAAAAGAAAACAAAAGAAAACAAAAAAGUGAAAAAUUAAAGAAAACAAAAAGAGGAAAAAGAGGAAAGAGGAAAAGAAAGAAAGUGAAUAAGAAGAAAAAUAAGAAAAAUAAAUAAAAAAAGGAGAAAUGAAAAAAUGAAUAAAGAGGUGAAAAGGAAAGUGAAAAAAGAGGAAAAAGAAAGGAAAAAAAGGAAAACAAAGAAAAAGAGGAAGAGGAAGAAGAGAAAAACAAAGAAGAGGAAUGAAAAGAAAACAAAAAAUAAAGAGGAAAAGAUGAAGAAGAGGAAGAGGAAGAAAAUAAAAACAAAGAAGAGGAAUAAGAAGAAAACAAAAAAUAAAGAGGAAAAGAUGAAGAACAAGAGGAAGAGGAAAGAGGAAGAAGAGGAAAACAGAAUAAAGAAUGAAAAGAAAAUAGGAGACGAAGAAAAAGAGGAAAAGAAGAAGAAGAAGAGGAAAAGGAAGAGGAAAGAGGAGGAGGGGAAACUAAGGGAAAGGAGAAAGAGGAAAAAUCAAUAAAGGAGAACUAAAGAAAAUGGGAAAGAGAAAACGGAGGCGUCUUGAAGGGGGACGGAGAGAAAACGAGAGAGAGAGAGAGAGAGAGAGAGAGAGAGAGAGAGAGAGAGAGAGAGAGAGAGAGAGAGAGAGAGAGAGAGAGAGAGAGAGAAGAGAAGGAAAGGAAGAGAAGAGAGGAGGAGGAAGAGGAGGAAAUAUUGAAGAAAAAGAUUAAUAUGAGAGAGAGAGAGAGAGAGAGAGAGAGAGAGAGAGAGAGAGAGAGAGAGAGAGAGAGAGAGAGAGAGAGAGAGAGAGAGAGAGAGAGAGAGAGAGAGAGAGAGAGAGAGAGAGAGAAUCAAAACAACGAAACUAAAUGAACGAAAAAGAAAAGAAAAUUAAAGAAAAUAAAAAAUAAAAGAAAAGGAGGAGGAAAAAAAGGGAGAUAAAGAGAGAGAGAGAAAGAAAGAGAAUGAGAUAAUAAAAGGGAAAGUAAAAAAAAGAGAAAGGAAGGAAAAAUAUGAAUGAAAAAAGGAAAAGAGAAAAAAUAAAAAAUAAUGAAAAAAAAGUUAAGGGGAAGGAAAACGAGAAACGAAGGAAAAGAGAGAAAUCAGGAAAAGAGGAAAAUAAUUCAAAGGAAAAGAUAAAGGAAAGGAAAGGAAAUAAGGAGGAAAAAGACCAAUACCAAGAGGUUAAAUAAGGAAAAAAAUAAAUAAAAUGAGCGAGGAAAAUACAAAAGAAGGAAAAUGAGAAAAAGAAGAAGAAAAGAAAGAAGGAAAAAAGAAGGAAGGAAAUAGGGAAAAAGAAGGAAAAUAAUAGUAAGAAAGGAAGGAAAGAAGGAAAAUGAAAAGAAUAAGGAAGGAGAGGGGAAAAAAGGAAGAAAAUAAGAGGAAGAAGGAAAAAUAGAAGGAAAAUAAUAAGGAAAGAAUGAAAAACAGAAGGAAAAUAAUAAUAAUAAUAAUAAGAAAGAAAAGAGAAAAAAUAAAUGAAAACAAAAACAAACGGAGAGAAAAUAAGAAAAAAAAAGAUUUAAAAAUAAAAUAAACAAAAUAAACAAAUAAAAAAAGAAAGAAAUCAACAAACAAACAAACAAAACAAAAACAACAACAACAGCAAAUAUUUACCUCAAACAAGAAAAAACAACAACGAAGCAGAAAAAAAGGAAAACAACAACAACAACUUCCAGGAAUUUAUUUAACGAAAGUUUGCACCGACGAACGAACGAACGAACGAACUCCUGUAUUCAUUCCUUUAAAAUAUAUUCAUACAUUCAUACAGUCAUACAGCAAGAGCAAUAACUUUAGUAUAAUAAUAAUAAUAAUAAUAAUAAUAAUAAUAAUAAUAAUAAUAAAAAUAAUAAAAAUACAUUAUUAAACAUAUUCUUAUUAUUAUUACUAGAAGCGAAGUAUACAUAGAAGCAGCAGGAUUUUUUAAAGAUAGCUCUAAUUAUCUCUAAUCUCUCUCUCUCUCUCUCUCUCUCUCUCUCUCUCUCUCUCUCUCUCUCUCUCUCUCUCUCUC
Eriocheir sinensis (Chinese mitten crab) is the source of this 23928-nucleotide messenger RNA. Its product is annotated as transcriptional repressor scratch 2-like. Lineage: Eukaryota; Metazoa; Arthropoda; Malacostraca; Decapoda; Varunidae. The transcript is spliced from 4 exons. Gene Ontology annotation, biological process: regulation of DNA-templated transcription. The record is from RefSeq and is a predicted model, not a curated record. Gene Ontology annotation, molecular function: RNA polymerase II cis-regulatory region sequence-specific DNA binding; DNA-binding transcription factor activity, RNA polymerase II-specific. Bases 795 to 2120 code for a protein of 441 amino acids.